AUGUCAUCUUUAGCGGCAGCAGCACACCCUGUGGUCUUCGUCUCCUCUCGAGGAAGAAGACAAAGAACAACAACAAAAACAACGAGAAGAAAGACUUUGGGGAAGUCCUCCGUGUCGUCGUCGUCAUCACGUUCGGAGGAUUCUUCGCGAACGACGACCACGGAAACGACACCGUUCAAAGACCUCGAACGAUCGCUGGAAGCUUUAGCGGAAGCGACGAAAGGCGCGGAAAGCAGAGGUUGGCGCAAAGUGGACGAUUCGUGGGUGUUUGAUCCGACGAAAGAAGGCGUCUUUAACUUUGGGGGGAGCGAAAAGGAGGAAGAGGAGGAGGAGGAAGCCGUGGCGGAAGAGGAGGAGGAGUCGUCGUCUUCGUUCUCGAAGUCGAAGAAGAAACCAACGUGCGUGUGCCAUUUCAUCGGCGGUGCGUUCGUGGGUGCGUCUCCUCAGCUCACGUAUCGCGUUUUUCUGGAAAAGCUCGCCGCGCGAUCCUCGUGCGUCGUCGUCGCGACGCCGUAUGAGCUGAGUUUCGACCACUUGCGAGUGGUGGACGAUUGCCAGUUUAAGUUCGAUCGCGCGUUUGCAAAGUUGGACGCGGAUUUACAGACGUUACCGGUAGUUUCGAUCGGGCACUCGAUGGGCGCGCACGUUCACGCGUUGAUUAAUUCUCGGUACGAGUUGAAUCGAGAGGCGUUGGUGUUGAUUUCGUACAACAACAAACCGGCGACGGACGCGGUGCCGUUGUUUGCGGAGGUUUUUGUGCCUGGUUUAUCCGCGAUAUCGCCGGUGUUGCAGCCGUUAGCGGCAUCGCCGUUGAGAGAAAGUUUGAGGGACGUCGAUAGGAACGUGAGAAGUUUCGCGCCGGAAGCGGUGAAGGAGUUGUUGACCGUGGUGGAUCAGUUGGAGCCGUUGUUGUUGGACGUGAGCAACGGGAGGAAGGAGUUCCAGCCGACGCCGGAGGAGGCGAAGGAGUUGAUUAAAAAAUAUUAUUCCGGACCGAACACGUUGUUGAUUAAGUUUCGGGACGAUACGAUCGACGAGACGGCGGUUUUAGCCUCGGUCUUGACGGAAGUGAAUAGCGGCGGUAGAAGUAGUAGCGGAAGUAGUAGCGGCAGCAACGAAAGUAGUAGCGAAACCGGCGGCGCGAACGGAGUGGCUGAUUUCAGCGUCAAAACGCAACCCGGCGAUCACAUCUCCCCGCUCUGGCAGCCGUUACCGACUGAAAUUCUCCCCGAGUCUAUCGUCGAUUCCGCCAACAUCGCCUUCGACGCGUCGACGACCCUUUUCGAUUCGUUCGGCAUUCGCAAAGACGAUCCGAGUCCUCUCGGCGCUUUGAGAGGUUUGUUCGACGACGUCAGGGAGACCGUCUUACCCGGCAGCGGCGCCGCCACCGCCGAAGACGGGAGCCAGAGGAAAGUGCAAGAGUUGGAGAAUCUGGACGGGUUAGUCCGCGAAAUCGAUGGGUUUUUGAGACGGUCGAGGACUUAG
This is a messenger RNA of Bathycoccus prasinos, 1485 nucleotides long. RefSeq lists its product with no specific name. Lineage: Eukaryota; Viridiplantae; Chlorophyta; Mamiellophyceae; Mamiellales; Bathycoccaceae. The coding region runs from base 1 to 1485 and encodes 494 amino acids. The record is from RefSeq and is a predicted model, not a curated record. The transcript has a single exon.